Molecule: messenger RNA, 3561 nt
Organism: Elgaria multicarinata webbii
Lineage: Eukaryota; Metazoa; Chordata; Lepidosauria; Squamata; Anguidae
Gene: L3MBTL2
Product: L3MBTL histone methyl-lysine binding protein 2
Exons: 16
Coding region: 127-2517 (796 amino acids)
Biological process (GO): negative regulation of DNA-templated transcription
Cellular component (GO): nucleus
Molecular function (GO): chromatin binding; zinc ion binding
Source: RefSeq, a predicted model, not a curated record
CAGGAAUGCAUCUUUCCCAUCUGCUGUGCUGUGUUACUGCCUGUGAGGGUGUUUCAAACAUACUCGGGUCUGUUUUGCUGCUAGUUGGAGUCUCCUGGCCGCUGCAAGGCUUCAUCCUUGGAGCAGAUGGAUGAAGAGGAAGAGGAAGAAGAGGAGGAUGACUUGGAUCUCUUUGGGGGUUAUGAUAGUUUCCGGCGUUACAGCAGCAGUGGGGACAGUGGCAGCACCUCCUUUCUAGACGACUCUAGUGAGAAUGAAGCCGGAGAUCGUGAAGCUGGGGAACUGCCUGCAUCCCCUUCACAGAUCCAAACACCUACCAGCCGAGUGCCAGAUGAUAAUGGAUCUGAGCCAGCUGUCUGUGAGAUGUGUGGCAUUGUGGGCACAAAAGAUGCCUUCUUCUCCAAGACCAAACGUUUCUGCAGCGUCUCCUGCUCCAGAAGCUACUCUUCAAACUCCAAGAAGGCCAGCAUCUUGGCAAGGCUGCAGGGCAAACCACCUACAAAAAAAGCCAAAGUCUUGCACAAGGCAGCCUGGUCUGCUAAAAUUGGGGCAUUUCUCCAUACGCAGGGAACAGGGCAGCUGGCGGAUGGAACAUUAACUGGCCAAGAUGCGCUCAUUGUAGGCUUUGACUGGGGAGCAUAUCUGCAGGACCAUGGAUGCAAGGCUGCACCUGUUGGCAGUUUCAAACACGUACCCCUUUAUGAACAAUGGGACGAUGUGAUAAAAGGGAUGAAGGUGGAAGUGUUGAACAGUGAUGCUGUGCUUCCCAGUCGUGUGUAUUGGAUUGCCUCUGUUGUUAAGAUUGCAGGAUACAAGGCCCUGCUACGUUAUGAAGGAUUUGAGAAUGACUCCAGUCAUGACUUCUGGGUCAAUUUGGGCACUGUGGAUGUGCACCCUAUCGGCUGGUGCGCCAUUAACAGCAAAAUCCUGGUGCCACCCCAGACUAUCCAGUCCAAGUACACAAACUGGAAGGGGUACCUCAUGAAAAAACUUGUGGGAGCCAGGACAAUCCCAGUGGAUUUCCAUAUAAAGAUGACUGAGAACAUGAAGUAUCCUUUCCGCCAAGGCAUGAGAGUGGAAGUGGUGGACAAGAGCCGUGUUUCUCGCACACGGAUGGCUGUAGUGGACACUGUGAUUGGUGGCCGGCUGCGGCUUCUUUAUGAGGAUGGGGACAGUGAUGAUGAUUUCUGGUGCCACAUGUGGAGUCCCCUAAUCCACCCGGUGGGCUGGUCCAGAAGGGUUGGCCAUAGCAUAAAGAAAACAGAAAAGUGUAAUGACAUGGCAAAUCACCCUACCUUCCGGAAGAUCUACUGCGAUGCUGUUCCAUAUCUCUUCAAGAGGGUGCGUGCUGUCUAUCCAGAAGGUGGUUGGUUUGAGGAGGGAAUGAAAUUGGAAGCCAUUGACCCCUUGAAUUUGGGCAACAUUUGUGUGGCUACUAUCCGGAAGGUCCUCUUGGAUGGCUAUCUCAUGCUUGGCAUUGAUGGCACAGCCUCAGAGGAUGGUUCUGAUUGGUUCUGUUAUCACGCUUCGUUGCACUCGAUUUUCCCUGCCACUUUCUGCAAGAAGAACAACGUUGAGCUGACCCCUCCAAAAGGAUAUGAUGCCAAGACCUUCAAUUGGGCAAGUUAUCUGGAAAAGACCAACUCAAAAGCUGCACCAGCACGUCUGUUCAACAUGGAUUGCCCAAACCAUGGUUUUAAAGUGGGUGCCAAACUAGAAGCAGUAGACUUGAUGGAGCCUCGGCUUAUCUGUGUGGCCACAGUGAAGCGGGUGGUCCAUCGGCUCCUCAGAAUCCACUUUGAUGGCUGGGAUGGCGAAUAUGACCAGUGGGUGGACUGCGAGUCUCCAGAUAUCUAUCCUGUGGGUUGGUGUGAACUGAUAGGCUACCAGCUGCAGCCACCAGUGGUCCCAGAGCCCAUGUCACCUGCGUCUGCCAAAGAGGUCCCAAAGAGGAAGCGAAAGCCAUAUGGAAAGAAAAGAAAAAAGAUGACCGCUAAAGCUCGUUCUAUCAAGCAAGCAGCUAAGAAAAUGGCUUCCCCAAAAGCGAAGGAGGAAACACAAGUGGCUAAGAAAAUGGCUGCCUCAAAAGCGAAGCAGGAAACACAGGCUGCCAAAAACACGGCUGCCUCAAAAGCGAAGCAGGAAACGCAGGCUGCCAAAAACACGGCUGCCUCAAAAGCGAAGCAGGAAAUGCAAGUUGCAAGCAAGGCCGCACCAAAACCAGCUUCUGAUGAAAUUGUUGCUGUGCAAGUGAAAGAAGAAAUCCUUGAUGACUCAGCAAUGGAACUUGAAGCUCCACAGCUUCCAGUUCCAAUCAGCUGUUUUAAGGAUGAGGACAUGGAACCGGAAGCCUCAACCAGUCCUGUGCAAAUUGGCUGCUUAAAGAACGAAGAGGUGGAAUUGGAAGCUCCUACAAACCCUCUACUGUUCGGUUGCUUCAAGGAUGAGGACAUGGUACCAGAAGCUCCAGCAAGUCCUGUACUGAUAAACUGCUUAAAGGAUGAGGAUGUGGAUUAAAGCUUCAGGGAGCAAAAAGACUCGGUAGUCCUUGAAGAAAUGAUUUGGCCUCAUUUGGGAACUUGAGCUGUAAAUUACAAAACUAGUUUCCGAGCCCAAUUCAAAGUGCUGGUUUUAACCUAUAAAGCCUUACAUGGCUUGGGACCACAAUACCUGACGGGACGCCUCUCCCGACACUACGCUCAACAUCUAAGGUCCUCCUCUUGGUGCCUACCCCGAGGGAAGCUCAGAGAAUGGUAACAAGGGAGGGGGCCUUUUCAGUGAUGGCCCCUCAAUUAUGGAAUGAUCUCCCCAACGAGGCUUGCCUGGCGCCAACAUUGUUAUCUUUUUGGUGCCAGGUCAAGAGUUUUCUCCCAGGCAUUUAACAACAUUUAACAGCAGAUGCUGAGUUUUUGAACUGACCCCAGAAUAGUUGUUUUAAAUGGAUAUUGUCUGCUUUUUGUUUGUAUUUUAUGCUUUUUAUGUUUUUAAAUAUUGUAUAUUUGUUUUUAAUGUUCACUGUUUUUUACUUUUGUAAACCGCCCAGACAGUUUCGGCUAUGGGGCGGUAUAUAAAUGUAAAUAAUAAUAAUAGUUUAUUUUGAUAGAUGACAAACUGGGGAUGACUGUCUGUGUUUCAGAACUCUAUACGAAAGAGAGGAGCAGCUAUCAGCAGUUCAGAUGUAUAUUGAUUGAGCCUGUAAAUAAACACUGAAGAACUGCCCCCUCAGGCAGUAUGACUUCUUGCACCACCCCUGUCUAUACCCUGGAAGAACCUGCCUCCCAGAGAAGAAAGGGAAAGCGUCCACAUAUCCAAGACUCUUAAUCAUGGCCUAUCACUAGAAGGAGAUGAGGAACCAAUUGCCGGAGUAGGAAUUAUUAGUGGGCAUUUGCUUUUUCUCUCUCCUUACUGUGAACUAAAACAAAUUUUUGACUGAGGGGAGGAAAACAUUUACUGGUAAACUUUUUUUAAAUGGACAUUGCGAUUGUGUGUUGUUUUUGCCCCUUUUUCGUAUCAACUCAAAAAAAUUGAUGAAAACUGUAAAUAAAGCAUCUUUGAAUGAAA